This is a messenger RNA of Cyprinus carpio (common carp), 2402 nucleotides long. Its product is annotated as latent-transforming growth factor beta-binding protein 2-like. Gene Ontology annotation, molecular function: calcium ion binding. Bases 129 to 2072 code for a protein of 647 amino acids. Lineage: Eukaryota; Metazoa; Chordata; Actinopteri; Cypriniformes; Cyprinidae. The transcript has a single exon. The record is from RefSeq and is a predicted model, not a curated record.
UCCUGACCCUGUCCCAUUUUGGAUGACUUAUAGACAUUAAUGAGUGCCAAUCCCAACAUGGAGGAUGCCACCCAGCUGCCAGCUGCACUAACUCCCCUGGCUCCUACAAGUGUACCUGUCCAUUUGGCAUGACUGGGUCUGGGUUUGAUUGCCACGAUGUGGAUGAGUGUAAUAAAAACUCAACUUUGCCUCAUAACUGUAGCCGUCUUUCCACGUGCAAAAACACAGAGGGAUCCUACAUUUGCAAGUGCAAGGAGGGAUACCAAGGAGAUGGGUUUACUUGUGAGGAUGUGGAUGAGUGCUUGCCACCCUCAAUCUGUGGGGACAACAUGACCUGCCAAAACUUUCCUGGAACAUAUACAUGCACAUGCACCCUUGGUCUAGUCUAUAGUUUGGGUACCUGUGUGAAUGAGAAGGACUGUAAGAAUGUAACCAAUGCGUGCAACACCCAUGCUGAGUGCAAAAACAUCCAUGGGUCAAACUAUUGCUUCUGCAUUGAAGGGUUUCUUGGGAAUGGUAGGGACUGUCAGGAUAUAGAUGAAUGUAAACAAACAGAGGCUUGCCCAGAGUUGUCCCACUGUUUCAAUACAGAAGGGUCCUUUCAUUGUGACUGCUGGGAAGGUUACCAUUACAACGGGACACACUGUGAAGACAUAAAUGAGUGCAGUGUAGGAACCUUUACUUGCCCAGACAACAGCACCUGCCACAAUAAAGAGGGAGGGUAUAAUUGUUCAUGUAACAGUGGUUUCCUUUACUCUAACAACUCUCUGUGUUUGGAUGUUAAUGAAUGUGCCACAGGGAAAGCACAGUGCCCAAAUGCCUCCAACUGCCAAAACACAGUGGGAUGGUAUUUCUGUGAAUGCUGGGAUGGGUAUACAGGCAAUCAGACAGUCUGUGAGGAUGUUGAUGAAUGCCUGAACAAUUCUACAUGUUCAGACCACAGUGUCUGUGUCAACACUGAAGGUUCAUUUCUGUGCCUUUGUGACCAUGGAUUCUCCUUUAAUGGUACCAGUAGUACCCGAUGCGAGGAUAUAGAUGAGUGCUCACACCCAGAGUUUGGCCCACUAUGCACUCAUGGGACUUGCAUUAACACAAUUGGCUCAUUUUACUGUGCUUGUCACAAAGGAUACUGGAGCAAUGACACUAGGUGUCUUGACAUAGAUGAGUGUGAAAAGAAUGAAUCCAUAUGUCAACCUCACUCUACAUGUGUCAAUAUCCGUGGGUCUUAUGAAUGUAACUGCAACUUGGGUUACAUUCUUAACAGAACCGAGUGUCAAGACAUUGAUGAAUGCCUAGCAAAUAACAGUCCCUGCACUGCCAACGCUAUAUGUGUAAAUACAGCAGGGUCUUUCCAGUGUCCAUGCACAACCGGUUUCGAAGCUCAGGGCCAAAGAUGUACAGAUAUAAAUGAAUGCCUUUUGGACAGAAUUUGCCGUCCUGAUCAGGUAUGCAUCAAUAAACCUGGAUCGUACCAGUGCACUUGUCCACCAGGACAUCAUGAGGAAAAUGGUACCUGCAUCGACAAUAAUGAAUGUGCGAAUAACUCUACUUGCCACCCCAUGGCAAGAUGCUGGAACACAGUGGGCUCUUUUACAUGCCAGUGUGGUUUAGGUUACACUGGAAAUGGGACAUAUUGUAAAGACAUUGAUGAGUGUUCCAAAUCACCCUUACGUUGCCACAAGUCAAGCCAAUGCAUCAAUACCCCUGGAUCUUAUGUAUGUGUAUGUGCACCAGGCCUUAUUGCACUAGGGUCUCUUUGUGUGGAUCUAGACGAAUGCCAGCCCAAUAGGGGUGGUUGCCAUACUGCUGCCACAUGCUACAACUCUGCAGGUGGGUUUCAGUGCCAGUGUGGCAACGGAUGGGAAGCCACAACCAGAAAUGGGCAUGGAAUGGAUGGAUGCGUAGAUCGGAAUGAAUGUCUCUCUUCUGACGUUUGUUAUGGCAACAGAAUAUGCACCAAUUUCAUAGGAUCUUACAGCUGUGCCUGCUCUACAAGAGAUACCCACUGCCCACAGCUGCCGCCAAUGGGUGGGGUAUUAUAUUACAAUCAUGAAUACAAUAUUUCUAUAUAAAAUAAUACCUCUGUAUUUUUUUUUUCAUUCUCUCUCUGUCUCUUUGUAUCUCUCUCUGACUUUUGGCACUUUGUUGCUAAAAUACUUUGGUUCAAGUAAAUGAUGCGCACUCACAUGACUUGAGAUUCCUGACAUAUCUUAAACUUACCUCAAACUUAUUUUCCAGGCAGAGAAUGCCAACCUGUUAUGUUGUGUACAGGUCGAUGUUUUUUUUUUUGUUUGUUUGUUUUUUUUGACCAGAUGGUGUAGUGAGCAGUGGCUAAAUGCCCAUGAUAACCAGCCAAACCUUGACCCCAUGGGGUGGAUUUUUAUAUAUUUUCACAGAAAGUG